CAGAAACAUGUGGAGGGCCUAAUCACACUGUAAAGCACCCCAAUGUACAACGACAUCGAUACUCAUCAUACGACAUCCUCCAUCACUCAGCUCUCCGUCUCUAAUGGCAAUUGCAGCUGCUACUUCUCUUCCCUUCGGUUCUUCUCAUUGCCAUUCGUGCCAUUCAGAAAGGGUUUGUUGUUCUACAACAAAUGGGAUCUCAAACAGUUGGAUGAAACCUCCUUCUGAUGGUCGAAGAGCCCUUGAUCUUCCAGGCGUAAGUUUUAAUUGCAGGAAUCCUUUACUUGGAUCAACCCAAUUCCACUGGCUGUCUAUUGGACAUGACCUUUGCCUUUCCAAAGUUUUGGUUGCUGCAGAUUACUCAGAUUCUGUUCCUGAUUCCUCUAGUUAUAUUACUAACCAAGGUUAUCAUCCUCUUGAAGAAGUGAAAGUCUGCAAAAUGGUCCGGGACAAACUUACUUCUGCUGAAAUAGCACGAACAACAGUUGAGGCGAACUGCAGUGCUUUGCUGGUGUUCCCGGGGAAGAUACACUGUGAACCACAUGAACAAAUUUCCUGGGCUGAUUUUGAAUAUGUUAUCGACGACUAUGGAGAUUUAUAUUUUGAAAUUUUUGAUGAUGCAAACUUGUUAGAGGAUCCUGCAGCAAGUAACCCUGUGAAUGCUUUGUUUGGGAUGGAUAUCCCUACAUAUGAUGAUGGAAGAAUAGCUGGUGAGUUCAACAUUCUAGGUGGUGGAAAUAGUGAUGAAAGCCCUUUUGAUGAUGAUUAUCUCGAGGUUGUAGAAUCUGAAGUUUCUGAUGUUCUAGACUGGGGGUUGCCAGAUACUUCUAGCUCGAUUCAUCCUAUUUAUUUCGCGAAGUGCUUGACAAAGGUCAUCAACAUCGAAUACCAUAAAAAAAUGGAUCAUCCAUUAAAUGGCGUCUCUAUUUUAGGAUGCCUCAGACCUGCUUUUGCUGAUGAAGAAUUCUAUGUAAGAAGACUAUUUCAUUAUGAAGAUAGCGAUGGAUACAACUCGGACUGGAAAGAUGGAAAAAGUUUGAGCCUUAGUUCCAAAAGUGAUCGAAGCAAGACCUGCUCUACUCUCUACAGGUUGGAGAUAAUGAGAAUAGAGUUGUUCUCUGUAUAUGGUGUUCAGUCUACAAUUAGUUUGGAAGAUUUUCAAGAUGCAGAACCUGAUGUUCUUGUAAACGCCACCUCGGAAAUUGUAGAUCGCUUCAAUGAAAGAGGUAUUAGGUGUGAUGUUGCUCUUAAAGCUUUAUGCAAAAGGAAAGGACUUCAUGUUGAGGGAGCUCAUUUGAUUGGGGUUGACAGUCUUGGAAUGGAUGUUAGAGUCUUCUCAGGGUUGGAAGUACAAACUCAUCGUUUUCCCUUCAAAGUCCGGGCUACAUCUGAAGUUGCAGCUGAAAAACAGAUUCAGCAACUUUUGUUCCCACGUUCUCGCCGUAAAAAGUUGAAAAGUCAGGGGCAUAAUUUUAGGGGCGUCGAGUUAUACUAAUUCUCUCACUGUGCUACUGGGAAGGAAUAUUUUCAGAAUAAACAUCAGGCUUGAAUGAGGGGGCAUUUACUUAUUUGUACGUUAGCCUUGAUCCUGUACAGAUGAUCAUUUUUCAUUUUUCGUUGUUGUUUUAAACAGUUUUGGAAAGAAACAAUAAGCUUGCAAGCUUGAUAGGAGAGAAUCUUCUUUCUGCUAGAAUGUGUUUGGUGAUAGAAAAUAAGAACAUGAUAAUCUGUAGCUCCUUUGACCUGGAAAUGUACUUCUAAUUUCACAAUUUUAGUGAUGCUGUAUUAACAAGCUGCCUUGUAUUGUUUCGUUUUGAGAAAAGAAAUUGUUUGCUUA
Molecule: messenger RNA, 1837 nt
Organism: Prunus dulcis (almond)
Lineage: Eukaryota; Viridiplantae; Streptophyta; Magnoliopsida; Rosales; Rosaceae
Source: RefSeq, a predicted model, not a curated record